Salvia miltiorrhiza (redroot sage) is the source of this 608-nucleotide messenger RNA. RefSeq lists its product as uncharacterized. The record is from RefSeq and is a predicted model, not a curated record. The coding region runs from base 1 to 432 and encodes 143 amino acids. The transcript has 2 exons. NCBI's taxonomy places the organism in Eukaryota, Viridiplantae, Streptophyta, Magnoliopsida, Lamiales, Lamiaceae.
AUGAAAUGCGAUUUCCUCAACGAGUCACUCCAACAGUCUCCACUCUCCAGCUUUACAAUUUUCCCACAACUAAAAAUAAUUCUGCGGCUAAAAAUUGCAGAAUCCAUUGAAGCAGCCAUGGAUAUUCGACUUCGAAUCGGAAGCCUAUAUUCUCACACUUGUCUCAAUCUCACAUCAAAUUCCAAAUUUCUCAAACCGCGCUGCGCGAGAGGGCCACCUCCUCAGCAAAAUGACGACAACAGUAACGAUGAUAAAUUCUCAAGGGAUUGGGAUAAAGCAUGGUCCAGCUUCAAAAAGAAAGGAAAGAAGACACUGUUCUCAGGUUUCUCGCCGGACAAAUAUGUUAGCUGGAACCCAAGGCGGUCGGAGUAUCCACUGUCGGAGGAGGUGGACCCCAUCAAAAGAAGCGAGAGAUCAAAUCUUAUGGACUAGUCCAAGAUUCACUCUAAUUGGAGCAAUCAUCAUAGUUACUUUUCUCCUGGUCUAUACAAUUCUUGCCCCCAUUAAAUGAACGUUUCAUCUUAAAACAUCCAAUUCUGUAAAUUCCUUUUAGCGAAAAGAAUGUACAUUUUGCUACAUCUAUGAUCAUAUCUGUUUUAUGACUCGUC